AUGCGGCGGAAAUUGCUCUUCUCAUCAAUUGCUUUUAUUCUCUGCAGUUUGGAAUAUGUUGUUUCAGCUCCGUUAGUUGAUUCAGAAUUCGCAGAGAAGCAUGCAGAAGAGUUGAAUAUCGAGAAUGUACAGUUCAAUCAUCCCCAUAUUCUUCCAGCUCAUCCAGAUAACUUCAAACAAGAUAAAUUGGAAGCAAAAAAACGACAAUCUCUGUAUGUGACGAAAACUCGUCUUCCUCCAAAUUUGUUUGCCAUUGACUAUACUCUUUGGUUUAAACCAUAUUUCCCCAGUCCUAACGUUCAAUACGAGCCAGAGAAAAAUUUUACGUUCGAUGGUCGAAUGAGUAUGCAAGUGGAGGCGUUGGCCAACUCGGACAGAUUCGUUUUGAACGCAUUUAAUUUUAAAAUUCAAAGUUAUCAAGUGACAGCUCUCGACGGAACAAAUGUUCCAAUUAACUCCAUAUCGCAAGAUGACACAUUACAACAGUUAUCCUUGAUUACAAAUCCAAAUGGAGUUGUUUCUGGACAGAUAUACAGUAUCAAUAUUGUGUAUACGGGACUUAUCAAUCCCUACACUGAUGGUGGUGUCUACUAUACUUCUUAUAAUGAUCCACAAGGAGUUCAACACUACAUGAUUGCCACUCACAUGGAACCAUUUUCAGCCAGAAAAGUAUUCCCAUGUCUUGAUGAACCAUCUUACAAAGCUACAUUCCAAAUCACUCUGCAAUAUCCAACAGCUCACGUUGCUCUUUCGAAUAUGGAGGAAGCUCCGGCAAAGAAUGUUGGAAACAACUGGAGUGAAAUCGCCUUCCCAACAACUCCAAAAAUGUCCACCUACCUGACAGCAUUUGCUGUUGGUCCGUAUGUGAACUCAAAAUAUGUAAACAAGCAUAACACACUCACAAGAGCUUGGGGAUGGCCUGGAACUGAACAAUAUCUCCAGUUCGCUGCAGUCAAUGCUGGAGAAUGUCUUUACCAGUUGGGAGAGUACACUGGAAUUAAGUUCCCUCUCGCUAAAGCAGAUCAACUUGGAAUGCCAGAAUUCUUGGCAGGAGCAAUGGAAAAUUGGGGAUUGAUCAUUUACAAGUACCAGUACAUCGCCUACAAUCCAACUACAAUGACCACAAGGGACAUGGAGGCAGCUGCUAAAGUAAUGUGCCACGAACUUGCUCAUCAAUGGUUUGGAGAUCUUGUUACAACUGCCUGGUGGGAUGACUUGUUCUUGAAUGAGGGAUUCGCUGAUUAUUUCAUGACAUUCAUUCAACAACCAGUGUAUCCAAUUCAAGCUAAUUACUUGGACACUCUUCAAGUCCUCAAUGAACUUCAAGUCGGUCUCAAUGCCGAUGUUCGUUCAGAUGCUCACACGCUUGUCUAUCCAGACGGACCUGCUUUCGAUGAUAUUACUUACAAUAAAGGAGCAUCAAUGCUCAGAAUGCUUUCUGAUGUUCUUAGUCCAUCAGUUUUCAGACAAGGAAUUCAGAACUAUCUGCAGAAGAUGAUGUACUCCAAUGCUAAAGAUAUUGAUUUGAUGACCACCUUGACUGAGACAGCUAAAGCCAACAACGUCAUGGAUUGGUGCGGAAAUCCUCUAAAUGUGACUGACUUCAUGCAACCAUAUCUGUAUCAAACCAAUCAUCCGUUAAUUAGAUACAACAAUAACCAGCUAACUGCCGGACUUGCUUCAUUCACUCAAGAACCUUUUGGAGAUACUUCUAAUUUGAAUGCCACUGCAUGGAAUUACACAUGGACUGUUCCGUUGAGAAGUGCUACUCUCAAAGAACCAGAACCUCAUUUAUUAUGGCUUCCAAGACAACCAGGAUGCUCAAAUUCUGGAGAAUCGAUUGAGAAAAAACAAAAUAUCGAAGAACCGAGGAAACGAGCAAAUCAAUGGGAUUUUACAACAGUUGGUUCAGCCACUUAUGGAAGAAUUAUUUAUGAUGACAUUGGUUUCGAUCGUGUUCUCAAAAGUAUCAAAGAAGAUGGAAUUAAUGGAAAUAUUGCAGUGACUCUUCUUGCUGAUGAAUACUAUUACAUGAUUCGAGAAAAGAACGCAGACCGCCCAUUCGGAUAUGACCGUUUCUUGAACUUGGCAAAUGCUAUUUUCAACACACAGAACUUCAUUGAUUUCCCGAGUUAUUCAGUUUUUGCUCAAGCUCAGCCAGUUUUAGAACAAGUUGCCAAUCUGUUUCGAGAUACAAUUGAUGCUGAGUUAGUUACGAGAAUGUACAAACUAAUGUUCCAAAAAGUUUACAACUCAAUUCAAUGGAAUGAUACUUCUUUGUGGGAUUCAGACACAUUUUCCGAAGUUUUCCUUCCAUUCGCUGUUCGAUACGGUAUUGGAGAUGUUGAAAACCGUACCAUGACAAUGUUUGCCAAUGUAAAAUCUGCCUGUGCUGAUAGUUUGAAUGGAACUGCCUGGUGUAAUCCAUACUCAACGAAUCUCCGAAAAGCAAUCUACUGUGGAGCUGCUAAAUAUGCUCCAGCGACAUCUGAUUUCUUCUUCCAAAUGCUUCAUGCUUACAACAAAGAAGUCAUCACGAAUCCAUACUUCUAUCAGGAAUACAUGGCACUUUUAGAAGGAAUGAGUUGUACUCAGAGCUCCUCUACAUUGAAAGUAUUGAUCCGUCUCUUCACAACUUCCACUUUGAAUAAAAACACGCUCUUCGGAUUUUUGAAAUACAAUCCAGUUGCCGGAGAUGCUUUGUACAAUUACAUGUCAGCUAACAGAGAUUUGGUCAGCUCUCCUGCAUUGAAUGCCUAUUUGGAUUCAAUGACUUACAAUUGGAACAGUUAUAACAGAGAUGUUCAAUUUGCUACAUUGAUGAAUUCAAUCGAUCUGAGUGAUAGCCAGUUUGCAACUUUCACGACCUAUUUGGAACGAAUCAAUUCGAAUUGGGAUUAUCGCUCAAACUAUGGAAUGAAAGUACUCAAUUGGCUCUAUGAUAAUGUUGUUGUUAUUGGAAAAACUCCAUGGGAAAAAUCAUUGAAAGGAGACAUCAAUUUUCCGGAAUACACUCUUUCCAUUCAACCAAGUAUUCCUGGAUCCGGAUAUUAUCCUUGGUAUUUCAACAUGACAUUUUCGGGUACUGUAACUGUCAACUUCUACGUUACAAAGCCGAUUAGUGUCAUCACAAUCAAUGCUCAUCGUCUAGUUUUCGAUGCAGUUGGAAUCGGUCUUGCCUCUAUUAGUGAUGAUAACAAUAAGACAUAUAUUCCUUUGGAUUAUUCGAAUGUUAAGAAAGAUUAUGACAGAGGAGUCCUGACUAUUCCAACACUAAACAAUGUUGUUUUAUAUCCACAAAAAUAUGAGUUACAAUUCCAAUAUACUGGCUUUAUCUUCCAAAAUCCAAGUGAAGGAGAUGCAUCAAACACUUAUUUCGGAGGUCUGAACAACAGAAAAGGAUGGAUAUUCACAACUGAUUUCGAAGGAGGACCCGGUGCCCGAUCUCUUCUUCCAUGUUGGGAUGAGCCGAGUUAUAAGGGACAGUUUAUUGUAUAUGUGAUGCAUGCAUCCGAUAUGAUUGCUCUCUCAAAUGCACUUGAAGCUGGAACAACUAUUUAUGACAAUGGAUGGAGUACCACUCAUUUCGUAUCCACGGAACGAAUGUCUUCCUAUCUUCUUGCAAUUUGUGUUGGUCACUUCUCCAACUUGGCCAAGGUAUCUAAAUUGGGUGUGGUAUCAAGAGUUUGGACGUGGUCGGGAAUGGAACAAUACGGAGAGUUCGCAUUGAAUGUAACUGUCGGAACGAUUGAUUUCAUGACAGAAUAUUUUGAAUACAACUUAGCGUUGAGUAAACUUGAUGUGAUGGCACUACCAGAGUACACUCAAGAUGCUGGAGCGAUGGAAAACUUUGGUCUAAUCAUCGGAGAAUACAGUCUUUUCAUGUUCGAUCCUGAUUAUGCGACCACACGGCAAAUUGCUGAAGUGGCUGAAACAACUGCUCAUGAAGUUGUACAUCAAUGGUUUGGAGAUACCGUAACUCUCGACUGGUGGAAUGAUAUUUUCCUGAAUGAAGGAUUUGCUCAGUAUUGGUUUGCAGAUGGAAUCUAUUACACUUUCCCAGAGCAGCACGAUUAUGCAAUUGACUACAACAGAUUCUACAUGAACUACAUUGCUCUCAAGUAUGACUGUAUUCCUGGAUACGCGAAACCAGUCAUCAGCGACACUCCACCUGUAUUUGGAAUCGAGCCGUAUUAUAAAGGAAGUGCUCUCUUGAAUCUUCUGAAUAACGUGCUGACUCCAUUCAUUUUCCAACAAGGUUUGACUGCUUACCUGACACAGUUCGGUUUUGAAAAUGCGAGUCCUCAGGAUUUAUGGAAUUCAUUGACUGCGGCCGCUCGAACCAACAACAUAACAGAUUGGAACGGUCAACCACUCGACGUCGCUUCAUUCAUGAGUGCAUACACUCUACAGACGUCUUACCCAAUCAUCACAUUGACUCUCCGUGGAACUUCUACUGUCCAGGCAACACAACAAUCUUGCAUGUCUGGAGAUGCUUUCUGGAAUAUUCCAUUGUUCACUCAAACUGAACAAUCAACUGAUUUCAACUGGUUUGUGAACUACACGGGCGGAAAUGAUGCGACGUGGGUGAGACCUCUGCCAUAUAAAUUUAGAGUCGAUAACGCGGGUAGUAAGAGUUUCGCUCGAAUCAACUACGAUGACAAAUCCUGGUACAUGAUCCAAGCUCAACUUCUUUCCAACUUCACUACAAUGAAUUCUAUCACAAGAGCAAUGCUUCUCGAUGAUGCCAACUUCUUCUUCACAUCGGGACGAUGGGAUAUAACGAAGUAUCUUGAUCUCACAUUAUAUCUGACAAAUGAAGAUUCUCUGGCUCCAUGGGAGAGAGCAAUCGAUUUCUUCACUGAAAUUCUUAACAGAUUCCAAUAUCAACCAGAACUCAAAUACAUUCAAAAUUAUGUCGUUCAAACCACGAAAAACGCAGUUAACAAAUUCCAGUGGACAACGAAUGGAAUAUGGACAAAUGACCGAAUCGUUCAACUUUUGGUGAAUGUGAACAAUCUUGCUGCCAACCGACAAUCCAGACAAGUCGCUCAGACUUUGUUCAAUAAUUUCAUUUUGAAAUGUCAAUACUCACUGAGUGGAACUGGAAAAUGUUCAGGAAUACAUCCAAAUCUGAGAGCAGCAACGUAUUGUUACGGUCUACGUCAAAGUGUCAAUGCUAAUGAUUUUGAUACAGUGAAUAAUCUGUAUUCUUGGUUCACACAAAGUGCUGGAUACCUUCAAACCGAUGGCAACAACCUAUUGAAUUCUCUCGGAUGCACACAGAAUGUUGUUUUGUUGAAGACACUUCUGAAGGGUGUUCUUGUCGGAACUUAUCCUUCAUCUCUUUUGAAUUCAAUCGGAGCACACGACGAAUCGGGAGAUUUACUCUAUAACUAUCUUCUGGAUAACACUCAAGACAUUCUCAAUGCUCCAUUUGAUUUCUCAAUCUACGUUCAAGCCAUGUUCCAAAACUGGAGUACACAACCUCAGCUAGAUCUAGCCAAAGAUUUCACAAAUGGAUUCGACUUUGAACUUCUCAAUUUAAAACAGAAACAAGCGUAUCGAUCGGGUGUCUCAUUGGUUCAAAGGAAUCUGAAUUGGAUGUUGGUUUACAAGGAUUCGUUGGUUUCGUGGAUUCAAGGAAACUUUGGAAAUGCCAAUUUGUAA
Molecule: messenger RNA, 5670 nt
Organism: Caenorhabditis remanei
Lineage: Eukaryota; Metazoa; Nematoda; Chromadorea; Rhabditida; Rhabditidae
Exons: 31
Coding region: 1-5670 (1889 amino acids)
Biological process (GO): peptide catabolic process; proteolysis
Cellular component (GO): cytoplasm
Molecular function (GO): metalloaminopeptidase activity; zinc ion binding; peptide binding
Source: RefSeq, a predicted model, not a curated record